UAAAAUAAUCACUUGUCUUAACUAUUUAAAUGUGUUAUCAGUAUAAGGCCUAAGUAUUUAUUUAUUAUUCAUUGUUAUCGAUGGUCAUGUGUUUAUUUCUCAUGCAAACUCCACUGUCGGAUGUUUCCUUGUUAUUUUUGAAUGGCUAUGUUUAUUACGGCCACGUAUCCUAGCCCUACUGUUUGCAGAACUGGAUCACGUGGAAACUCCUUAAAUGAUGACCUGCUGUUGCCCUACCCCCUCUCACAGGGACAUGGGCCUCAACACCACAACAGAUAUGUGAGAGACUGCCAGCCUGUCAUUCAUGGCAAUGUGACUUAUGAAACCUGGACAAGUGAUAAAACUGCUGAUUUUCCUGUAGCUACUACCAGAGUAUUUGUAUCAAAGUUUCCCGUUGCAGGUGGGACAUUAAAAUCAGUUUAUGGCCAUGUAACUGUUGUAAGAAACCCUCUGAAAACAGUGUCAGUUUUGGAACCUGGGGGACCUCAAGGAUGUACCAAAUACCGUACUGCUACAGUAGAAGAAACCGCAAAACCAAGAAAGUGUCUGGUUGCCCAGAAUGGCGGCUAUUUUAACACCCAAAUAAAACAGUGCCUUGGAAAUAUUGUGAGCGAUGGGAAUUUGGUUCAAAAUAGCAAAGGAAUUCAGAAUGCUCAGUUUGGGAUCAAGAAGGAUGGUACAUUGGUCUUUGGAUCGGGGUCUCCCCCUCCGCCCCUGUGCAGAUGUUAUCUGUCUGAAGAUGAUGUCCUCGAUGAGAAGAACCCUUUCGUUCAGUUAGUUAGUGGCGUGGUGUGGCUCCUCAGAAAUGGGAACAUUUACAUUAAUGAGAGCAAAGCAGCAGAAUGCGAGAAGACUCAGGAGACAGGGACCUUUGACAAAUUUGUGAAUGUAGUGUCUGCAAGAACUGCAGUUGGACAUGACAACAAAGGACAGCUGAUUUUAAUCCAUUUUGAUGGACAGACAGGUGACAGAGGGAUGAACCUGUGGGAGAUGGCAACGUUUUUGAAAAGUCUUGGCGUUGUUAAUGCCAUUAAUCUUGAUGGUGGAGGUUCUGCCACUCUUGUUUUAAAUGGAUCUCUUGCAAGUUACCCAUCAGAUCACUGUGUUGAUGAUCCCAUGUGGCGUUGCCCUCGAAGUGUAUCCACUGUCCUGUGUGUGCAUGAGCCGCAGUGCGACCCUGCCAACUGCAGUGGGCAUGGUCAGUGUGUUCUGGGAGAAUGCCAAUGCACAGCCAACUGGAAAGGUCCUGCUUGUAACCUACCUGAAUGUGAACCUGCAGGCUGUGGCUCACAUGGCAUGUGUACUGCAAAUGGCUGUGUCUGUGAUGCUGGAUGGAUGGACACUAACUGCAGCGAGGAAUGUCCGUUAGAUUUUUACGGGCAAGACUGCAAACAGGAAUGCCAGUGUGAGAGCAUGUGCCUCUGCGACCCCGUGACAGGAAGCUGUAACAUCACAUAUGAAACGAACAGGACCUUGCAGAGAGCCAGUCACUGCCUGGCCACCCACAUAUUUGAGUCAUGGAAGCGGGACGUUAUUUCACAAGAACAAACUUAUUUUUCAGAGACAACCUGGAUAAUUAUCACAGCCAUCUUGGGGCUACUUUUGCUAACCAUUACCAUUGGCAACAUGAUCCGGAUUUCUGGAAAAUGCAGGCAUAAUAAUGAGACCUCCCGUUCUCUGAAUAAUUACUCCUACCGUCUUCUGAGUGAAGUCAAUGGAAAGUUAAACUGUGCAGAAAUCCCUGAGCCAACCUCAAUGGAGUGGACUAACGGAAGCAUUCAAGAGUCUGUAGAUUUCUGUUGAAUUAUACAUGAAGAAUUGGUUUUACAUGAGCAGCCUGCUGAUGAGCUCUUCCUUUAGGAAAAAAACAUCUUCCACAUGAAUGUAACCAUUGAAGACACACUGGAAGCAAAGCGUUUAAUUUUUCACAAACAUUGUUUCAGUACGCUAGUAGAGGAGCACAAUUAAAAUGUGCCGCAGAAGAGAUUGUUCUUUUCGCAAAGAAUACACAAAGAGAUAAAGCCAUUCAAAAUUGCAGCUUCUGCGUUUGUCGGGAGAGUCUUGAUUUUUGUGGAAGAACAGCACACCCAGCAGCUAGAAACAGACUGCAUUUGCUGCUGGGUAUUCUCUCCUUCAACAAGCAUCAUUAUUCUCCCAACAAACGCAGGGCGAAGCUCUUAUCCGGAAUAACUCAACAGUCUUGCCUAUGUGAUAAUUAUGUAUACUGCAUCCUUUCCAAAUAAUUGCGGAGGGUAACGUGAUCAUAGAAUCUUGACCGGGGUUGAAGGGUAUUCAUUUGUAGGUCCUGUGACUUCUGCAGCAGUAGCAUCUUUGUUUUUUUUUUCUGAAUACCUUGUUUACAUUACAUUGAAAUAGUUUUACAUUGUUCUAUAUCCCGCAGUAUAUUGGGUGACACUGAAGUAGGAUUUCUUAGAAUUACACUUAGAAUUAACAGUGGACUUAUAAGAGGAUUUACUUGAAAUAUUCCAAAGGCUCUUAUUUUAGGGUCAACAUAAACCACUUUGACUGUGUUUGUGUUAUUGAUCUCUGUUUGCUUGCUUUUAGUAUUCACUUUUGAGUGGAAGUUGUACAUGCAAAUGUAAUUACCUGCGCCAAAACACUCAAUGUAUUUGUAAAAAGUGCAUACUUAUUUCUUAAAAAGGGCUAAUUAAGAUCUAAGAUUAGCUUUUUUUUUAUUUGGGAUGUUUUACACUUUUCUUGAAGCACCCUUUGAACUAUAAUGACGUGAAUUAUAAAUUAGGUGUGCCAAAAAAGUUACAUCUUGUUUUAUUAUCCCCUGCUGGGAAUCCAUAUCCUAUAGCUGUAUAUCUUGAGAAAUGCUGAUAAAUUAUCAUGAGGAGGUGGAGGUGCCUGUCUCCUGUCAUUAUGUGUUCAUACAGUAUCUGCCUGAAGAACCUGUCCAUCUGUAAGCAUGUCGCACUUUUUCAUGAUAAUGCUUUUAUAUUUACAGCAGUGGCGGGAACGUCUGUUACUAAUAUGUAACUUCUUUUUGGGACAAAAAAAUAUAUCUGUAGCUGUGUGUACAGUUUGUUUAACCCUGGAAUACACAUUGGUGUAUCACGUUGCUUUAUCACCCUCUGCAACUUUGUGUGAUUUUAAACCAGCCCUUAAGCCUCCACUUUCAUAUAUAGUACAUUAUGUGUUGCCUAUUUGGUACAGUGCAUGGUAAAAUGUAAGUUAUAGGGCAUCAGAUGUAACAAAUGCACUAUUGCCACCACCACCUUGUUUUUUUAAACUUCAGAAAAAACUCUUUACAAAUAGCUGCGAAAGAUUUCAUGAAAUAAUAUAUUGAGAAAGAUAUUGAACUCACUCCACCUUGCUAAUAUGAGCCAUAAAAAAAUGUAUUGACCAAAGAGCAAUAAACUGACACGAUGAGCUUUCAGUGCAAACCAGAUCUUCAUCAAGACAAUUUUGGUGUGGGUGAAUACUAAACCCUAUUUAUUUAAUCAAAACAAGCUUUAAAUAAACUGCUCGUUUUGUGAAUAAGGCCUACACUUUGUCAUUUUAGGCUUAUAUAUUAUUUAAUGCAAAAAAUAAAAUUAUAUACUAUGAUUUUUUUUUCUGGAAACAAAUGUAUUUCAAUUACAUUCAAAUGCUUACUUAUUUCUGUACUACUUCAGAGCACAUCAAGUUCUUUCCACUUUACGUGCUUUUAAUCCGACUCUGCCAUAGCAUUGUUGGAAGUAGCUUUCUUGUAAAUGACAUUCUCUGUAAUAUUGCUGUUCUUAAAAAUGCCAAACAUGACACAUGCUUGACAGUACUGACAGUUCUAUGGCAGAAACUGAGCACUGCUGUUUGGACUGCUUAUUUGAUCUAAUUUUAUUUUAUUUGUAUGUCAACUUUGUAUAGUAUGUUUUAAUCAGUUUCGCUACCAUGCGAUUCAUUGCCUUGUUGAAAAGUAUUUAUAAAACGUUUAUAUGUUGUCAUCCUAAAAUGAAUAGGUUGUACUGAAAAUUGAAUUAAAAGACAAAUCUAAGCAGUAAUAUAUUUUUGUAUAGUAUGUUUUAAUCAGUUUCGCUGCCAUGCAAUUCAUUGCCUUGUUGAAAAGCAUUUACAAAAAGUUUAUAUAAGGAGGUUGUGUGGUCCAGUGGUUAAAGAAAGGGGCUUGUAACCAGGAGGUCCCUGGUUCAAAUCCCAUCUCAGCCACUGACUCAUUGUGUGACCCUGAGCAAGUCACUUAACCUCCUUGUGCUCCAUCUUUCGGGUGAGACGUAAUUGUAAGUGACUCUGCAGCUGUUGCAUAGUUCACACAUCCUAGUCUCAGUAAGUCGCCUUGGAUAAAGGCAUCUGCUAAAUAAACAAAUAAUAUGUUAUCAUCCUAAAUGAACAGGUUGUACUGAAAAUUGAAUUAAAAGGCAAAUCUAAGCAGUAAUAUGUUUUUGUAUAGUAUGUUUUAAUCAGUUUCGCUACCAUGCAAUUCAUUGCCUUGUUGAAAAGCAUUUACAAAAAGUUUAUAUGUUGUCAUCCUAAAAUGAAUAGGUUGUACUGAAAAUUGAAUUAAAAGACAAAUCUAAGCAGUAA
This is a messenger RNA of Acipenser ruthenus (sterlet), 4542 nucleotides long. It is a transcript of the gene nagpa, whose product is annotated as N-acetylglucosamine-1-phosphodiester alpha-N-acetylglucosaminidase. Bases 142 to 1803 code for a protein of 553 amino acids. Lineage: Eukaryota; Metazoa; Chordata; Actinopteri; Acipenseriformes; Acipenseridae. The transcript is spliced from 11 exons. The record is from RefSeq and is a predicted model, not a curated record.